This is a messenger RNA of Styela clava, 2319 nucleotides long. RefSeq lists its product as uncharacterized. Gene Ontology annotation, molecular function: calcium ion binding. The record is from RefSeq and is a predicted model, not a curated record. NCBI's taxonomy places the organism in Eukaryota, Metazoa, Chordata, Ascidiacea, Stolidobranchia, Styelidae.
CAGGAAGAAAUUACAUAGAAAUCUUCCAAAAUCUAAAUAUGAUCUGUAGAAGUUUUGUAUUACAUCUUGUUUUUUUAUUGUGCAUAGCAUGUAUUGCUGUGCGAGGAUACACCCCAGCUUCAAGGUCGAGGGCCCGUCGGCUGGUAUCUCGAUAUUUCAAUAGACUUGGAAAUCGUGCAAUUGUCGACGGAAGACGAAUGUACUGGUAUUGCAGGCGCGGAGCAAAACUCGCAAUAUGCCGACGGAAUAAAAUAAAGGGCACCAAGUCAGAAACCAUUCAGAAAGCCAGAUCAAAGACAAUAUCAAAAGAGGUGUGUACGGCCCGCAACUGCGCAAACGGAAAAUGUAUCUCUAACAAAUGUGUAUGCAACAAAGGAUGGGCGGGAAAGAGUUGUACAGAGGACAUUGAUGAAUGUGCGAAGGAUUUCCAUUUUUGUGGACAACUUUGUAUAAACACACUGGGAAGCCAUCGUUGUGCGUGUAGACCAGGUUACCAAUUGCACUCAAACGGAAAGUCUUGUUUGGUAGAGGAAUUUGUCAUCCGCGAAGAAGGUCACGUGAAUUUGCCAAACCCUCCGAUUGGUCUCAAAUAUGUGGCUUCGAACAACAACGACGUUGAUAUUCAAAACAGGAAACCAGUUGUCGUACCAUCUAUCAAAGAACCCAUUCUUCGUUAUCCUGUUCUAUCUAGAUGGUACCUAUCUGCCAAAGUGAAACGUGGAUGCAAGAAGAGCUGCAGAUACCAAUGUGUCUCAGAAAAUGGUGUUGAGAGAUGCAUUUGCCCACGUGGGUUAACAAUAGCAGCGGAUGGAAUUUCUUGUAUAGAUUAUAAUGAAUGUUCCGACAGCACUAAAUCUGUAUGCCCAGCUAAUCAAGAAUGCAGAAACACGUACGGGGGUUACGUCUGUAAAUGCCAACCAGGUUACAUUAUAAGUCACGGACUUACUGGAAAAUCGUGCAGAGAUGUCAAUGAAUGCUUCACAGGAGAACACUUAUGUGGACGAAACGCAUAUUGCUUAAACACACCCGGAUCCUAUGUCUGCAACUGUCUUCCGGGAUAUGAAAAAGAUGGUGUUAUCUGCAAAAAGAUGUCAUCAUACACAUCAGAAAUGAAUUUGAGAGAAAUCAUAUCGCGCGGAGGACGAUACUCGUCCCACCCAGCUUUUUCGUGGUCCGGGCGAAAGCAAUUCCCUGCACAUCGCCCUGAAUUGGAGUAGAUAUCAAUACCAUGUAUAACAAACUGAUCUCGUCCAUGAAGUAAUUUGAACAAAUUAGACUAACGCCACAAAAUAUGUCAAAAAUCUCUUCUAGAAAACUAUGCGAGAAAAAAAUCAUAGCAUGAGACACUAGAGAUGAGACUUACAGUUUGAUCAGUGUACAGUUGCUUGAAUGUAUUGCAGAGACUACCGUGGCAACUUAUUCUGAUAUUAUGAAUAGAGAUUUUAUUAGAACUCACUUCGUCAUAUUAUUACUCCUCACAGCAGUCGUUCCCAACCUUUUACGGCUCGUGGCCCCCUCCCGGAGGCGUUUAGCACUCACUUAGUUUUGAUCAUCAUAUUAUGAUUAGUAGAUUCGAAAACCCCAUUAUGUUCAAACAAUUCAUGCUCCACAAAGUGAAAAUACGCUGUGAAAUAAUCUUAUCAAGCAAUGAAAUUAGGAGAAACGAAGUUUUAUUGUAAAAGGAAAUGUGAAAUCGACUUUGCGCCUAGCAGUGUGGCCUCUCCAACCGCCACGGGUAGGGAACCGCUGCUUUACAGCAUAUUGUCUUUUAGAGCCUGCUGACUUAGUAUCCAGUACGUGUUCAAGUCGUGCACUCAGUCUGCCAUCUUCUGUUUUCAUUUAAACCAAUUUUUCAGUAAACGGGGGUUUAAAAAUAUGCUAAUCAUGAAACAAAUAUUGCACAACAUUACCGUAUUGUAAACGCUUUCCACUUAUAUUUAAUUCAGAUAGGCAUAUGUUUUUAUUUGUAUUACCAUAUUAUUAUAAGCCGAAAUGUAUCGGACAAUAAGUGUUAGGGAGCAUGCCACAUCCUGUUCAAGCUUCACAGUGUUCUAAAAAACGAAACAGCGUGUAGAAAUACAUUGUACUCCGUUCGGAAUUCAUUUACCAAUAUACCAAUCAGACGCGGCCCGUCCAUCGAGUGACGAUCAAAUAAUGAACUUGGCCGAAUCAAGUCAAUCACGUCAACUGAGAACGUAAAAAUAUGUUCAAAGUCAACAAAGGUUAAGUUAGAAAUCGCUAGUUCAAGUUUAUUGAAAUUUUAAUUUUCCGCUUGUCACGAUGAAUAUGUACAAAAUAAACUUUUGAAUAGAGACUGUA